AUGGGAAGAGAGAGACCCGCUGACUGCUUUCAGGGAAGCAUCAUGCUGACCAGUAUCGCCGAUGGGAUCAUGUGUUGCCUGAUGGGCAAGACAACCAAUGCGGUGGGGCCCGUGGACAGCGUUGAGUCCAGCGACGGCUACAGCUUCCUGGAGGUGAAGCCUGGGAGGGUCCUGCGGGUGAAACACACCCUGCCCACCCGCCAGUCCAAGGAGGGGCCUGAGGAGGGGCCCGAGUGGGGUGUGGUGCACUGUAAGCGCAAGAUCACCCUCUACCGCAAUGGGCAGUUGGUGAUCGAGAACCUGGGCGAUGCCAUCCGCUCCGAGCUCCUGCACUGCCAGAACGGCCCUGUGGAGCCCCAGAGCACCAUGGAACUGGAGCUCUCGGACGUUGCCGGCAAUGCCUGCACCCAGGGCACCGCUGCCAACCCGGGCUCCAGCGCCCAGCAGGCUCCAGCGCCCGGCAAGCGCCGGAAGCGCAAGCCCAAGAAGGUCGUCAACAUCGACUGCAAGAAGCAGAUCAGCAGCUGCAAGGGGACGCAGAGCGACGUGGUGCUGUUCUUCAUUCACGGCGUGGGCGGCUCCCUGGACAUCUGGAAGGAGCAGCUGGACUUCUUCAGCAAGCUGGGCUAUGAGGUGGUGGCCCCGGACCUGGCCGGACAUGGCUCUAGCUCCGCCCCUCAGAUCGCGGCUGCCUACACCUUCUACGCCCUGGCCGAGGACAUGAGGGCCGUCUUCAAGCGAUAUGCAAAGAAGAGGAACAUCCUGAUAGGCCACUCGUAUGGGGUUUCCUUCUGCACCUUCCUAGCCCACGAGUACCCGGACCUGGUCCACAAGGUGAUCAUGAUCAACGGGGGCGGCCCCACCGCGCUGGAGCCCAGCCUGUGCUCCAUCUUCAACAUGCCAACCUGCGUCCUUCACUGCCUGUCCCCCUGCCUGGCCUGGAGCUUCCUCAAGGCUGGCUUUGCUCGCCAGGGUGCCAAAGAGAAGCAGCUGCUCAAGGAAGGCAACGUCUUCAACGUCUCCUCCUUCGUCCUGCGGGCCAUGAUGAGCGGCCAGUACUGGCCGGAGGGCGACGAGGUCUAUCACGCCGAGCUCACCGUGCCGGUGCUGCUGGUGCACGGCAUGCAUGACAAGUUUGUGCCAGUGGAGGAGGAUCAGCGGAUGGCCGAGAUCCUGCUGCUCGCGUUCCUGAAGGUGAUUGACGAGGGCAGUCACAUGGUGAUGAUGGAGUGUCCGGAGACGGUGAACACCCUGCUCCACGAGUUCCUCCUGUGGGAGCCCGAGACGCCGGCCGGGGAAGGGCGAGAAGUGGAGAAGAAAUAA
Messenger RNA from Emys orbicularis (European pond turtle), 1323 nucleotides. It is a transcript of the gene ABHD8, whose product is annotated as abhydrolase domain containing 8. The record is from RefSeq and is a predicted model, not a curated record. Gene Ontology annotation, molecular function: catalytic activity. Bases 1 to 1323 code for a protein of 440 amino acids. The transcript has 5 exons. Lineage: Eukaryota; Metazoa; Chordata; Testudines; Emydidae.